AUGGCGCCUAUCCCACCCUCUGUACUCAAAACUGCCACCGUCCUCGUGGCACGAGAACUUUACACCGAGAGACUCACUGAGGGAGAGCGAGCUGCAUUUAUCUGCUUGAUCAUCCUCCUGUCUCUCACAGCCAUAUGGGCGUUCUACCACGUUCUCUCCUGUACGGCAUCGAGAAUAUACAGGUUUAUGGACCGCAUUUUUCGAGAAAUAGUUCGGUUCCUCAAGCUCAUUCGGGGGUGCUGCUUCCUCUUCUACGCGUACCUGCUCUCUAUCGCUCAGAAGGCCAAGGCGAAGAUGAAUGGCACUGCUACGGCCGGUGGUGUUCCUAGCCCUGGCUCCAGCGUGACCACUCUGCUUCCGUCGGAGUCUCCUUUUAAGGCCCCGGCUCGUGUUAAGGUCCCGGCGCCUACUUAUUCGCGUGGCAGAUUUGCUACUCGCACAAACUUCUAUCCCAAAAGCCUUUAG
This is a messenger RNA of Penicillium riverlandense, 465 nucleotides long. RefSeq lists its product as uncharacterized. The transcript has 3 exons. Bases 1 to 465 code for a protein of 154 amino acids. The record is from RefSeq and is a predicted model, not a curated record. NCBI's taxonomy places the organism in Eukaryota, Fungi, Ascomycota, Eurotiomycetes, Eurotiales, Aspergillaceae.